AUGGUAUUUAUUCAAAGGGUUUACAACACUAAUCAGUGUAUUCAAAUGGGAAGUUCUCAAUCCAGAGAUACAGUAAUAACAAAAGAAAAGACAGACUCUCAACAACAAGAGACACAUCUAAACAUUGAAAUGACAGAAUCUCAAGAAACUUCAAAAAGAAAGAAAAAAGAUUGUUCUUACUACACAAAAAAAGAGUGUGGUAAAAUUAUCUUGCAGAUUUGUUCAGGUUUAAUCUCAUUAAAAUCGGCUAUUUCCCUUGCUUGUCAAUUCCAAUUAUUAUUCUUUACAAAUGUAAUACUUCUUGGGAUAUUUAUUCUUUUCUUUAUUUCUACUGGUCAUUUAAUACUUGAUUCAACAACUCCUUGGUAUUAUAUACUCGCUUAUCUUUAUGUGAUAGUAUAUGGAUCAUCAUUAUUAAUAACAUUCAUUUAUUAUUUCAUAUUAUUUUCAAUUGAAUAUCUAAGCCGAUCAUAUAGGUAUUUCUUUGGAUAUGAAAAAUCAAAUUACAUUGAACCAAAAACACGUUAUUAUAGAUCUAAAAAAUAUAGGUAUUUCUCUGGAGAUGAAAAAUCAAAUGACAAUGGAAAAAAAACGUUUGAAAAUAAAUUUUGCAAAAUAUGUUUCCCUAAAAAUUGUAAAGAGAUUCUUGAAUGUAUUUUUGUUCAUCAUAUUGGGAUUAUUGUUCUAGUUGUUGGUGUGAUUGUUGGUUUCGGUGUUGGACGUAGUAUAACGAAAAAACAUGGAGAACCAAGUGUAUUAACUUAUAUGGGAUAUUGUUAUUUAUUGAUAGGAUUAAUAUGUAUUGGAGUAAUAUUUUUUAUUAUUUCAAUAAUUGACUAUGUAUGUAAAUUGUACUACAACACUAAUGCUUGCUCAAGUAAAUCAGAAGAUGAAAAAAUAGAUAUUCGUAUUAAAGCAAUAUUUUAUGUAUUACCAAACUCGUUAAUAAAUAGAUUUAUAGACUAUUGUUUUUCAUGUUUCUGUAAAAAAAGACAUGAAGAAUGUAGGCUAGGAGUUCAAGUAUGUGAAGUAUUUUUCAAAAUAGGGUUUCUUAUAGUAUUUUUUAUCACUUUUUAUUAUGCUAAUAGACAUUCAUGUAACAAUAAUGGAAAUAUUCUAGGGUAUGUGCUGAUAUUUAUUUUUUCAUUGAUAUCUGGAACUAUUCCAUCAAUUCGAGCAUUAAGUAAAAAGCCAAAGAAUGAUGAAGAUGAGUAUUAUGAUGGUACAAUUACAUAUAGUGAUACAGAAAGUAUAGAAACAGAAAAUGAUGAAGAAACAGAAAAUAAAAAAAAAGAAAGUGAUGUAGAAAAAACUAUGAAAGUACUAAAAGAAUCAUGUGGAUUUAAUUUUAGAAGAAGUUCAAUUCCUUUGCAGACACUAUUGUUUUUACUUAUUGUUGCAAUAAUAAUUGUUUUCGGAGUUUAUAAAUUUAAAUCAAAAAAUGGCGAUUCAUCUUCUUCAACUCCAAAAAAAGUAUGUUUGAAGAAGAAAAUGAAUAUAUUUCAUUCAUUGCAAGAAUGA
Molecule: messenger RNA, 1521 nt
Organism: Entamoeba histolytica HM-1:IMSS
Lineage: Eukaryota; Evosea; Mastigamoebida; Endamoebidae
Exons: 1
Coding region: 1-1521 (506 amino acids)
Source: RefSeq, a predicted model, not a curated record